Messenger RNA from Suillus subalutaceus, 388 nucleotides. RefSeq lists its product as uncharacterized. The coding region runs from base 145 to 297 and encodes 50 amino acids. The transcript has 3 exons. Lineage: Eukaryota; Fungi; Basidiomycota; Agaricomycetes; Boletales; Suillaceae. Gene Ontology annotation, molecular function: protein binding. The record is from RefSeq and is a predicted model, not a curated record.
UUUCGAGCCAAAACAAUACUGAUAGACAGCGAACGUGGCAAUGGUGCAGUUGAUGUUCGUGACGGUUCUAGGACAGUCUCAUGCUGUUGUCAUCGACCCUGACAUGGAGCUUGAGAACGUGAUGGCUUUGCUAGAGGCAGAGAAAUGCUGGGACUAGCAGUCCCCGCUGCCCAGUCACGACACCCAGAUUCUGCUGUCGAGCUGAUCAUGGGACUUGGCGUAUCACGGGAGGUGGCGAUCAGCAUGUUAGAUGCGGCGGGUGGGAAUGUGGAUGCCGCUGCAAGUUUGUUGUUCUAAGUCCUAGGGCGGGCGGGAAUUCUUGCAAUAAUGAGGAGACGUUAAUAUCUUGGAUCUUUGGGAUUGCAAAAUGUACGAUGUGAUGGAUCAU